AUGGCGGGACGAAAAAUCUUAGGAGUCGAUGGUAAACAUAACGGAGCCUACCCAGACUGCACCCAGCCUACCCAGACUGUACCCAGCCCACCAGACUGUCCCCUGUACCAGCCUACCCAGCCUACCCAGCCACCCAGACUGCAGCCAGCCUACCCAGACUGUCUCCUGUACCCAGCCUACCCAGACUGUACCCAGCCUACCCAGACUGUACCCAGCCUACCCAGACUGUCUCCCUGCACUAGCCUACCCAGACUGACCCAGCCCCCAGACUGUACCCAGCCCACCCACACUGUCUCCUGUACCCAGCCUACCCAGACUGUACCCAGCCUUCCCAGACUGUACCCAGCCUUCCCAGACUGUACCCAGCCCACCCAGACUGCUCCAGCCAUCCGACUGCACCAGCCUACCCAGACUGUACCCCUCAGACACCCAGCCCACCCAGACUGUACCCAGCCUACCCAGACUGUACCCAGCCUACCCAGACUGUACCCAGCCUACCCAGACUGUACCCAGCCUACCCAGACUGUACCCAGCCUACCCAGACUGUACCCAGCCUACCCAGACUGUCUGCACCAGCUGUACCCAGCCCACCAGACUGACCCAGCCCCAGACUGUCCAGCCACCCAGACUGUACCCAGCCUACCCAGACUGUACCCAGCCUACCCAGACUGUACCCAGCCUACCCAGACUGUCUCCUGCCCAGCCUACCCAGACUGUCCAGCCUACCCAGACUGCCCAGCCUACAGACUGUACCCAGCACCCAGACUGCCCUGCCCAGCCCCCAGACCAGACUGCACCCAGCCUACCCAGACUGUACCCAGCCUACCCAGACUGUGCCCAGCCACAGACUGUACCCAGCCUACCCAGACUGUCUCCCUGUACCCAGCCUACUCCAGACUGUACCCAGCCUACCCAGACUGUACUCCAGCCUACCCAGACUGUCUCCUGUACCCAGCCUACCCAGACUGUACCCAGCCUACCCAGACUGCACCCAGCCUACCCAGACUGCUCCCUGUACCAGCCCCCCAGACUGUACCCAGCCUACCCAGACUGUACCCAGCCUUCCCAGACUGUACCCAGCCUACCCAGACUGUACCCAGCCCAUCCAGACUGUACCCAGCCUACCCAGACUGUACCCAGCCACCCAGACUGUACCAGCCUACCCAGACUGUGUACCAGCCUACCCAGACUGUACCCAGCCUACCCAGACUGACCCAGCCUACCCAGACUCCACCAGACUGCCAGCCCCAGACUGUACCCAGCCACCCAGACUGUACCCAGCCUAUCCAGACUGUACCCAGCCCACUCCAGACUGUACCCAGCCUGACCCAGACUGUACCCAGCCUACCCAGACUGUACCCAGCCUACCCAGACUGUACCCAGCCUACCCAGACUGUCCCAGCCUCCAGACUGUACCCAGCCUACCCAGACUGUACCCAGCCCACCCAGACUGUACCCAGCCUACCCAGACUGUACCCAGCCUGCCCCAGACUGUACCCAGCCUACCCAGACUGUACCCAGCCUACCCAGACUGUACCCAGCCCACUCCAGACUGUACCCAGCCUACCCAGACUGUACCCAGCCUACCCAGACUGUACCCAGCCUACCCAGACUGUACCCAGCCCACCAGACUGA
Messenger RNA from Homarus americanus (American lobster), 1635 nucleotides. RefSeq names its product adhesive plaque matrix protein-like. Bases 1 to 1635 code for a protein of 544 amino acids. The record is from RefSeq and is a predicted model, not a curated record. NCBI's taxonomy places the organism in Eukaryota, Metazoa, Arthropoda, Malacostraca, Decapoda, Nephropidae. The transcript has 2 exons.